Molecule: messenger RNA, 493 nt
Organism: Diabrotica balteata
Lineage: Eukaryota; Metazoa; Arthropoda; Insecta; Coleoptera; Chrysomelidae
Source: the annotation of a GenBank genome assembly
AUUUUAACCAAAAAAAAAAACAAUUUUAAAUAUAUUUUUAUAUAAAAAAUAUUUAAAAUGAGCAAUACUCGUCCUACUAGUGUGUACGAGAAGUAUAAAUGCGGUCCACAUGGCUUGGGUGAUCCAGACGAUCUCUCCUUAAGGAAGGUAGAAAUAGAUGUAAUGGUUCCUAAAAAGAUGAGGGAAAUAGCAAGAGUAGAGAAAUGCUUUGAAGAAGUAGCUGAGUUUUCUACUUGUGGUAAAAAUGCAGGCCUUUUAAUGGUUUUUAAAUGUAGAGGAGAAAAUGACAAACUUAGGAGUUGUUUAACAAAGUGGUAUGAAGAUGAAGAAUUUAAAGAUAGGUGUAAAAAGGAAUAUUUACAGGAAAGAUCUGAAUAUAGAAGAACUGGUAUAACAACAAAAGAGAAACAAAGAAUUGCAAAUAUGAUGUAAAAACUAUAAUAUGUAUCAUUAGUUAUUGUACCAUUUUUUUAAAUAAAUGUUUUAGAUUGUU